This is a messenger RNA of Lodderomyces oxycetoniae, 3963 nucleotides long. It is a transcript of the gene HYU1, whose product is annotated as 5-oxoprolinase. Gene Ontology annotation, biological process: glutathione metabolic process. The coding region runs from base 1 to 3963 and encodes 1320 amino acids. The transcript has a single exon. The record is from RefSeq and is a predicted model, not a curated record. Lineage: Eukaryota; Fungi; Ascomycota; Pichiomycetes; Serinales; Debaryomycetaceae. Gene Ontology annotation, molecular function: 5-oxoprolinase (ATP-hydrolyzing) activity. Gene Ontology annotation, cellular component: cytosol.
AUGAAGGGUAUCCAAAUUGCCGUUGAUCGAGGUGGUACCUUUUGCGAUUUUAUAGCCAAAUGUCCCGGUAAAAAGGACUAUGUGUUUAAACUUUUAUCAGUUGACCCUACCAACUAUGAAGAUGCACCAACUGAAGGUAUAAGACGAGUUUUGGAACACUUUACAAAUACAAAAAUUGCCAAAGGCUCCAAAUUAAAGUUAGACCAGAUUCAGAGUAUACGAAUGGGUACAACAGUUGCAACCAAUGCGUUGUUAGAGCGAAAAGGUGCAAAAGUAUUGUUGCUCACUACAAAGGGAUUCAAAGAUGUAUUAGUCAUUGGAAACCAAACGCGACCAAAUAUAUUUGACUUGACAGCUAGAAAAUUGGGUCAACUUUACGAACAUGUUCUUGAAGUUGACGAAAGAGUAACAAUUGCUGGAUUCUCAGAGGGAGGCGGCGACAAGUUGAAGAUUGAUGUUGAUGAUGGUGAUGAUGAUGAUACAUGCCUGGGCGUUACUGGCGAUGUAAUAAAAGUGGUCAAAGAGCCAGAUUAUAAACAAGUUGAACAAGAAUUGAGACAGGUGUACAACCAAGGAGAAAUCAAGAUAAUUGCUAUAUCGUUACUUCACUCUUAUGCGUAUCCUCGACAUGAGGCAGAGAUCGCGGCUAUAGCGAAAAAGAUUGGCUUUGAUGUUUCGGUAUCUCAUGAAUUACAACCAAUGAUAGGAUUCGUUAAUCGUACUUCUUCCACAGUGGCAGAUGCCUAUCUAUCACCAGUGAUAAAUGAAUACAUUAGAAGCUUUGGUGCUGGUUUUGAAGGAGGAUUGGAUGCUUUUGGUAAUAAACUCUUAUUCAUGCAAUCCAAUGGUGGAUUAUGCCCUUGGUACAAAUUCACAGGGUUGAAAGCUAUAUUAUCUGGUCCAGCUGGUGGUAUGGUUGGAUUUGGCAAGACCUGUUACGAUUCAGUUUCCAAAAAGGCGACUAUUGGUUUUGAUGCAGGUGGCACUUCAACUGAUGUGUCAAGAUAUGCAGGUAGUUUAGAACACAUUUACGAAACUAUAGUAAGCGAAGUUCACCUCCAGACACCUCAAUUGGAUAUCUCCACAGUGGCAGCCGGCGGUGGGUCAAUGUUGUUUUGGAAAAAUAAAAUGUUUGUUACUGGACCCGACUCUGCUGGCUCUGAUCCUGGCCCAGCAUGUUAUAGAAAAGGUGGUCCAUUAACUGUGACGGAUGCUAAUUUAUUUUUGGGAAGGUUGAUUGCGGAGAAAUUCCCCAAUAUUUUCGGACCUAAGCAAGAUAAACCUUUGGAUUGUGAGAUUGUGGCCAAGAAAUUUGCUGAAUUAACUCAGGAGAUCAAUAAAGAUCAAGAAAUCAAAUUGACUCCUGAGGAGGUUGCCAGUGGAUUUUUGAAAGUUGCUGUGGAGUCCAUGGCUAGACCAAUUAGAAAUUUGACCGAAGCAAAAGGGUUUGAAACGUCGCUUCAUAACUUGGCUUCCUUUGGUGGAUCAGGUGGGCAGUUUGCAGUUGCAUUGGCUAAAAAUUUGGGAAUAGGAUAUGUUGCUGUGUACAAGUACUCUUCUUUAUUAUCAGCUUACGGUAUACAAUUGGCAGAUAUAGUGAUUGAAAAGCAACUACCAGCUUCGAUAACGUAUUCCGAGGAAGAGUUUGAAAAAAUUGACGAAAAGAUUAGACUAUUGACAGCUGAAGCGUAUGAAGAGUAUAAGAAUCAGAAUUUGACUGAUCUCAAAACAAGAUUAGAGGUGUAUUUGAAUAUGAGGUAUGUUGGAAGUGAUACUCAUUUGUUAAUAGCUACAAAAGUAGGUGAGCAUGAUGCUGAUGAAAAAUUUAUCAGUAGGCAUAAAAGCGAGUUUGGCUUCAAUUUGAAUAGAAAGGUGUUGGUUGACGAUGUGCAGGUUUUACUUAUUGCUGAGUCUGACGAUAAAGAAAAUCAUAAUCCAUAUGAAGAAUAUGCCAAUUUGAAAUCAACAAUACCUGUUUCUCCAGGUCCAAUCAAAAAAAAAGUAUACUUUGAAGCAAAUGGUUGGCAAGAGACUUCCAUUUACAUAUUAUCAGAUUUGGAAGCUGGUUCAAUUGUGCCAGCACCAGCAAUUAUUAUUGAUGACACACAGACUCUUUUAAUUGAACCUGGGUCAAAAGCUAUUAUAUUAUCAAACCACGUUUUGAUUGAGGUUGAGCAAGAAAAGAAACCACAAUUAUCCGAAACAACCAUUGACCCAAUUCAGUUAUCAGUUUUUGGCCAUCGAUUUAUGUCAGUUGCAGAACAGAUGGGCCGCACUUUGCAGCAAACAGCCAUAUCUACCAAUAUCAAAGAGAGAUUAGAUUUUUCAUGUGCAAUUUUCGAUCAUAAUGGCGAUUUGAUUGCUAAUGCACCUCACAUCCCAAUCCAUUUGGGCUCUAUGUCUUAUGCAGUCAAGGCUCAAAUGAAAAUGUGGCAAGGUAAAUUAGAACCGGGAGACGUACUAGUAUCGAAUCAUCCAAUAGCUGGUGGCUCUCAUUUGCCGGAUAUCACUGUUAUCACACCAGUACUCAAUGAUAAAAAUGAACCAAUUUUUUGGACCGCAUCUAGAGGCCAUCAUGCAGAUAUUGGAUCUAUAGCUGCUGGGUCAAUGCCGCCAAAUUCCAAAACCAUUUAUGAUGAAGGUGCUGCAAUAAUAACCCACAAGCUAUGCUCAAAAGGAAAAUUCGAUGAAGCAGGGGUUACCAGAAUCCUUGUAGACGAACCAGCCAAGCAACCGGGAGGAUCUGGUACGCGGACGCUAAACGAUAAUAUAUCGGACUUGAAAGCACAAGUUGCAGCCAACUACAAAGGCAUUGUUCUUUUACAAAGAUUAAUUGAUGACUUUACAUAUGAGGUAGUUAGAUUGUACAUGGGAGGCAUACAAGCCACAGCAGAGGUAGCUGUGAGGAAUUUGCUCAAGUUGGCGUACAAGAAAUUUGGCUCUAGAGAAUUGAAAGGUAUUGAUUACAUUGAUGAUGGAACUCCUAUAGCAUUAACUGUUACUAUUAAUCCGGAAACAGGCUCGGCUUUAUUUGACUUUAGCGAAACGGGUGAUGAAAUUUACGGUAAUUUAAAUGCACCUACUGCGAUCUUGUACUCAGCGGUAUUAUAUGUACUAAGAUGUUUGAUAAGCACUGAUAUUCCCUUGAAUAACGGGUGUUUGAGACCAAUUGAGUUCAAGACUAGAGAGGGCUCUUUAGUAAGUCCAUCUGCAGACGCAGCGGUUGUAGGAGGUAACGUUGAAACUACACAAAGAAUUGUCGAUGUAAUGCUCAAGACUUUCCAAGCCGCAGCAGGAUCACAAGGCACUUGCAAUAACUUAACAUUUGGUACGAAUGACCAAACAAGUGGGGUCUCAUUUGGAUAUUAUGAGACCAUAUGUGGAGGUUCUGGGGCAGGUCCUUCAUGGCACGGACAGUCCGCAGUUCAGUGUCAUACCACCAACACCAGAAUGACUGAUACAGAGAUAUUUGAAAAGAGGUAUCCUGUGUUGGUCCACGAAUAUUCCAUACGACGUGGUUCUGGCGGUGAUGGACUUUAUAAAGGCGGCGAUGGUGUGGUUAGGAGCAUUGAGUUCUUAUAUCUGCUUGAAGUAUCCUGUUUGAUGGAAAGAAGAUCUUUAGCUCCUUAUGGCUUGUUAGGGGGAGAAGAAGGGGCUAGAGGUAAAAAUUACUGGUAUCACAAGCUGGUGAACGGAGGAUAUAAACGGAAAUCACUUGGCGGUAAGUGUACAAUAAAAAUGGGAAAAGGAGAUAGAAUAGUUAUAGAAACUCCUGGUGGGGGUGGGUACGGUGAGCUGAUAGUAAGAAACAAAGAAAAGGUUCGGUCCGAAAUCGAGGACAAUAAGGAUUCUUGCCAAUUGGGAAAUAAACAGCGGGAAACUCAAUUCCUAAUUGAAAGCUCAAAACCAACAAUAUUGACGGGAUCAAUUGGUUUAAGAGCGAAUAUUCAAGACACUAACUAG